Closterium sp. NIES-67 is the source of this 2611-nucleotide messenger RNA. The record is from the annotation of a GenBank genome assembly. NCBI's taxonomy places the organism in Eukaryota, Viridiplantae, Streptophyta, Zygnematophyceae, Desmidiales, Closteriaceae.
AGAGCCGAAUUUGCACUAAUUCUGACGUAUGUGCGCCAGUUGGAAAGUAGAAUCAGAUUUGUCACUACGAUGCUCCUUUCUUUGCAUGGGCUGCCAAACGGUUCCGCGAUUCGGUCACCUGGCGCGGUUCAGCGGUUCGGUCAACUCAGCUCAAGCUCUCGGCAUGUGCAUGGACGGUGGAUUUCGUGAUGCGAAUGAUGAGUGCGCUGCCUGCCGAGUGCGCUGCCUGCCGAGCCCACGGCAGGCGCCGGGACAAAUUCGUGAUGGGGUAUUACAAGAGUGAGCGACCGAGCGCACCACGGGAGGCGCGCGCCGGAACCCUUUCGCGCUGUAACCCGAUUCGCACGGCCGGACCCUCGUCACCCGCAGGUGGCGGGUCCGGCUCCGCACGCUGGGAAGCGUUAGCGUGUGUGUCUGGGUUGCCGCCGUAUCUUCGCGCGCAAGAGAUCGCUGGCCUUUUUUACGCCCUCCUAGCCUCAUUCGGGUCGCUGGCCUUUUUUACGCGCUCCGAACCUCGUUCGGUGCUAUCUGAUUCUUAUUCUCUGUCUGAUUCUCUGUCUCGAGUGCCUGAGCGGUUGUGAGCGGUCUUGAAAGUUGUCGCCCGGUUCCAAAAGGUGAAGGUCGUUUGGUAAGUGCGUGCUCGGAGCUACAGCAUGCAGCAUACUGUAACGAGGUUCAAGCUCAAUAACGGGGAUGAGAUCCCCGCUGUGGGAUUAGGGACGUGGAAGAUCGCACCUGAGGAAGUCGACGCUGCUGUGUCGACUGCUCUGGAGGUAAGGGUUGCUCAUUUUUCCAGGGUGUUUUUGGAAAUUCUCAAGAACGCCCUGCAAACUCUUGGGAAAUCGAAGGUCGCACCUGAGGAUGUCGACUCGACACUGCUAUGUCUACUGCUCCGGAAGUAAGGGUUGCUCACAUCAUUUUGUGGAUUUCAUAUACCCUCUGGCAUUAAUAGGGGCAUUUUUAGCUCUGAUGUACCGUAACUCCCUUUUGGCUUUCUCCCUUUUUAUGUUGAUCUGAAUCCUUUGCUGCUCAAUCAAAUGCGCUUGGAGUUUUGCUAACAUUUCUGGGGAGCUUUCGGCUUUUAAGGCAUUGCUCAAGUUACCUCCAAGGAAUUUCUCAUCCAUUACUAUUUCUGCCUCUUCCCUUCCGUUUGCCCUCUCCUCCAUCUUCCAUUCCUGUUUCAAUCCCCUCCCCCUCCCAAUUCGUCCACUCAUACAUUACUACUAAUGUCUGCCUCCUCCCUUCCCUUUGUCCUCUCCUCUCCUCCAUCCCCCUGUUUCAAUCCCUCCCCCUCCCAAUCUCUUCCAUUCAUACAUUACCAAUUUCUGCUUCUCCCUUUGCCCUCUCCUCUCCUCCAUCCUCCUGUCUCAAUCCCCUCCCCAAUUAACCUGACACCUAAAGGCCGGCUAUCGCCACUUUGACUGCUCAACCAAAUACAAUAACGAAGCUCAGAUUGGGAGGGCGCUAGAGGAUGGCAUGGCACGGAUGGGCAUUGACCGCAAGGACCGGCAUGGCACGGAUGGGCAUUGACCGCAAGGACCUUUUUGUCACCUCUAAGCUCUGGCCUUCGGAAUUCUCUCCCCCUGACGUCAUCCCGGCUCUCGAAAACACCCUUGGAGACCUCCGGCUCACACAUCUGGACCUCUUCUUGCUCCACAUACCCGUGCAAAUGGCCAAGCCUUGGCACUCCCCCCCUAAGAGAGAAGACAGGGUGCUGCCCUGGCAGAUGGCAGCAGAUGGAGGCAGGAGUGGAGCGGGGAUUAGUGCGCGCCAUCGGGGUCUCCAAAUGGUCGGUGACGAAGCUGAAGCAGCUGCUGAGCUGGCGGCCCGUGCACGCGCCAGCUGUCAACCAUUUGGAGGCGCAUCCCCAUUGGAGGCAGGAUGCCAUGCUGGCGUUUUGCAAGGGCGAGGGAAUACAUGUGUCGGUGGCCAGCAAUCUGCACCAGUCCGCGGCGCAAGUGGCCUUGCGGUGGGGCGUCCAAAGGGGAAUGAGUGUGCUGCCUAAGAUCAGCAGCCCAUGGCACAUAGAGGAGAACAUUGGCCUGUUUGAUUGGAACAUACCCCCCCUGGACUUCCACGCUCUCUGCAUGAUAGAGCCCCAGAGGAGCUUUGGGACGACGAGGCAGACACGGCAGAUGAAGACGGUAAGGCAAGGGAGGGAUGCAUGGCAGCUGUGGAGGAAAGGCAAGGAGGGUGAAGGCCGGUUGUUCCUGGAGCCAGAGAAGCUUUGGGACGAUGAGGCAGACACGGAAGUCGAGGGGGACAACGGAGAGGAAGGAUACAAAGCAACGGAGGGAUUCAGGGCAGCUUCGGAGGAAAAACAAGGCCGAGCCAGUGCAGGAGACGACUGGGAGGAGCGAUGGCAGUGGGGCAUUUUCCUCUCAGUCUGUACAAUGAAUAAACUUGGUUAUUCUCAUUCGUCGUGGACCGUGGUGUCUUCCUUCGAAGACGGAAUGCAGAUCCUCCCAGUGGAAUGCAAAUCCUCGCAAUGGAACGGAAAGCCUCUGUAAAUGAGAAGAGUCAGGUGCUCUUGAGCAGCCAGUUGGCUUGGGAAUGGGGGAUAUGAUAUGAUGGAAAGUGAAGUGAGCUCCACAAGCAAUUAAGGCGGGUG